Messenger RNA from Larimichthys crocea (large yellow croaker), 5805 nucleotides. RefSeq names its product UDP-N-acetyl-alpha-D-galactosamine:polypeptide N-acetylgalactosaminyltransferase 12 (gene galnt12). The record is from RefSeq and is a predicted model, not a curated record. NCBI's taxonomy places the organism in Eukaryota, Metazoa, Chordata, Actinopteri, Sciaenidae. Bases 810 to 2543 code for a protein of 577 amino acids. Gene Ontology annotation, biological process: protein O-linked glycosylation. Gene Ontology annotation, cellular component: Golgi apparatus. The transcript is spliced from 10 exons. Gene Ontology annotation, molecular function: polypeptide N-acetylgalactosaminyltransferase activity.
AGCUUUCCCUACAGGGGUAUCUAACAAGGACAGCGGGGGACAAAUGUUGGGUUUCCACUCUAGGUUGAGAUCUAAAUGACAUGCAAACACCAGAUGGGAUUGCUCCAAAAACUUUGGCAAAAUCUGCAGGUGAAAUAAUGUUAACUAUAUUAUACUUUAAAUUACGGAGUUUUACUUUGGCAUUCGUAAACCGGAAACGUCGCUGUUUGCUCGGCUAACUUGACAGCUGGCUCAAACUUCGUCAAGUUUAAGUAACCGGGAGGCAAACUUCAUGCUGCGUGUUUACAACUGCAGGUAACUCCGGAUUAAACGGGUUAGCGAAGAGAUUUAAUUAUUUCAUUAUAACAUUUCAUAGCUGAAAACUAACCGAAGCAGCGGACGCGGGGGCUUUUUGGACGUGACCUAGAUUUGUUUAGUCCCCAGUGGGAGCCUACAGGUUAGGUAGCAGCGAGCUAAAUCCGAGCAGAUAACUGGUUUAAUCCGAGUUUAAUCCCGUCACCUUUAUCCAGGAGACACCGUUAGGGAGGAGUGUCCCUCUCCUUAAAGACGUCAACAAAAAGACGUCAAGAAGAAAAGGGAGAAUAAGUAAGCAAAACUCACGACUUUGUUCGUGUUAUGACAUUUGUUAGUGGGAAUGAAGUCACUUUAACCGUGUGUGGAAGUAUGCGGGCUAAACCUGAACUCUUUCGAGCGGAAACGUGUCGAGGCCGGGCGGACUGAGAAAGGUCAGCGGUGCCAGCGGAGAGCGGCUCGUCACGGGGCAUGAAACAUCAAGCUGACGGUGCAGCACCGAGGAAGGAAGCGACACGAUGGCAGUCUGCGGACGAAGGAGCCGACCUAAGUUACUUUUUUGCCUCUUUGGCGUCACGUUAGUUGGAUAUUUGAUACUUUUCAGACACAGCUCCGGAGACCUGAAUGGGACAAAUCGACGAGAAGCCCCCGGGGAGCAAGAAUUGGAUAAUGAGCAGCUUAAGAAACCCGUUUAUGAGAAGCCCCCCUUGGAUUUAAAUGCCCUGGGUGAGCUGGGCAGAGCCGUCAAACUGAAUCUGAACGGAGAAGAGAAGAAAAGGGAGGAGGAAAGUAUCCAAAAGCACCAGAUUAACACUUAUGUCAGUGACAGAGUGUCACUUCACCGCAGGAUGCCAGAGAUCUGGAACCCACUCUGUAGAGAACUGAAGUAUGACUACAGAUCCCUGCCGACAACCUCCGUGGUUAUCGCCUUUUACAACGAGGGCUGGUCCACCCUGGUGAGGACGGUCCACAGCGUGCUGGAGACUUCGCCUGACAUCCUGCUGAACGAGGUGGUGUUGGUGGAUGACUACAGCGACGCAGCGCAUCUGAAGGAGCCGCUGGAGAUUUACAUCUCGAGUUUGAGGAAGGUGCGUCUGAUCCGAGCCACCAAGAGGGAAGGGUUGGUUCGGGCUCGGUUGCUGGGGGCGUCCAUCACCACGGGUGAUGUGCUGACCUUCCUGGACUGUCACUGCGAGUGUCAUAAUGGCUGGUUAGAGCCGCUGCUCCACAGAAUCAAAGAGGAGCCAACGGCGGUGGUGUGUCCAGUCAUCGAUGUGAUCGACUGGAACACCUUCCAGUAUUUAGGGAACUCUGGUGAACCUCAGAUCGGGGGCUUUGAUUGGCGGUUGGUAUUUACCUGGCACACCGUCCCGCCGUAUGAACAGAAACGCCGUCACUCGCCCACUGAUGUCAUCAGGUCUCCCACUAUGGCAGGUGGUCUGUUCGCUGUGAAAAAAAGCUACUUCCAUUAUCUGGGGACAUACGACACAGGGAUGGAGGUGUGGGGAGGAGAGAACCUGGAGUUCUCCUUUAGGAUUUGGCAGUGUGGGGGCAGCCUGGAAAUCCACCCAUGCUCCCACGUGGGUCACGUGUUCCCUAAAAAGGCCCCUUACUCACGAAGCAAAGCUCUGGCAAACAGUGUGAGAGCCGCUGAGGUCUGGAUGGAUGAAUACAAAGAGGUCUACUACCAUCGAAGCCCCCACGCGCGCCUGGAGGCCUUUGGAGACGUGACAGAGCGGAGGAAGCUUAGAGAGAAGCUGGGCUGUAAGAACUUCAAGUGGUAUCUGGAUAACGUUUACCCCGACAUUCACGUCCCAGAGGAUAAGCCGGGCAUGUUUGGAAUGCUGAAGAACCGUGGCAAGACCAGCUAUUGUUUUGACUACAACCCUACAGAUGAACACAUGGUGGUAGGCCAAAGGGUCAUCCUCUACCCGUGUCACGGCAUGGGUCAGAAUCAGUUCUUUGAAUACUCCACGGACGGCGAGAUCCGCUACAACACGAGGGAACCUGCUGGAUGCAUUAUGGGUGACAACAUCAGCACCUACCUGACUGUCCAGCUGUGUCGAAAACGAGGGCAACCUGUACCUGCAGACCAGAAAUUUGUCCUCCGAGAGGACGGGAGCAUCUACCAUGUGAUGAGCCAGAAGUGUGUUCAGGCAGUGGACAAGACAGACAACGGGACACCAGCGCCCUCGCUUCAACCGUGCUCUAACAGCCCCUACCAAAAGUGGUACUUUGAGGAGAGAACAUAAUGGUAUCAGGAAAAUAUAGAUUUUAUUCAGGACCAAUAGAAGAGGUUAUCGGUGGGUUGAAUUUUAGAAUUAUUCUGAUUAUUAUUAUUAUUAUGUUUGCCUUGCCCCAAAAGGAGCCCAAAGAAGGAAGCUUCUAUGCUCCCUUCCUAACUUAAACCUUUGCACAGUUCUGUGCCAGCUGGAUAUAAUGGACCAAUAGAAAAUUAUACUGAUGAAGUACUUUGUAAAUAUAUAUGGGAGUGAUUAUCUUUCUUGGAUGCUGUUGCUGGGAGACAGGAGCCUACUGCGAUAUGUAUUUUGUUUUUCUAAUCUAAGGAGAGAUGCUUGAGAAUUAGUGACCUGCACACAUGCUGACGUUUUUCUUUUCAUUUACACACUCGACUACUGGCGCAAAUCUUUGAGGAUCAGAUGAAUUUAGCGCACUUACUUGCACACACGCACACACACACACACACACACACAAUGAAUGAAACAACUGCUUCAUACCUCCAUCAACAAACGAGCUAGUGGCAGACAUCACAGUCACAGCGUCGCAUCAGGAGGUUUUUUUUAAAUGCUUCACAUCUUCUCCUGUAGAGGGGGCCAGCGCUCCUCUCUGCAGCUUCCUUCUUUUUUAUAGUGUUCUCUAUUUGUCAAGAGGAAGUGGGACAAAAUCUUCAGGUAUUUUUUUAUUUUUUUUUCAGAACCUUUUCAGGACAUUUUGAGUGCUUGCUACUUACAUACUUAGAAAGGCUUAGAAAAAAAGUGAUCACAGGCAUUAAAGCAAGUACCUAGUACCUCUUCAACUUAAUCACCUAACUACUGAUAACAGGAGAAACUCUUAUUGCGCUCUGCUUUGAGUCAUUUUGCAAUGCAAAUUGAACAGAGGUAAAGAUGACGUGUGUCAUUUUGCUAUUUUUGUAGUCGUUUUUUGUAACCGUUGUUUUUCAACUCGCCUCUGUUUUGUGCUCUUGAAACGAUAAGCUUCAACAGACUAAAUCAUAGCCAUAUUUGAUGGAUUUACUUCAUGCUGUGUCAACUAUGUUUAUUUAAAAAAAAAAAAGUGUUUUCUAGAUGAGAGUGAAUCGCCGUGCUGUUUCAUCAUGUGACUGCAGACAUAUCUCGGAUAUCGUCAUUAAUAAGCGUGAAUUUAUUCAAAAUCCAGAUGCAUCAAGACUGAAAUCACAUAGAAUAAGAUAGCCGUCCUUACUCUACUCCAUUUGUAGCCUACAGAAAGUGCCUUGACACACACACAAAAAAUUCUAUUUUAAGAAAUCUCUUCAGGUUUGGAUCCUGAGAAAGAUGCUUUUAUACCGAAUGUAUAUAUUGUCACAUAAAAGCACGAGACAGAAUGAGACCAGCAGUUGUGAGAAAGAGUAGCAUGUAUGCUCCCCUGCUGAGAAUACGCUUCGCACAGACAAGUAAGGUAUUCCCUCGAGUGUGCAUGCAUUACUCUGGUGGCCUGUACUGAUUUGUGCACGCUCCCUGUGUUUCCAUCAGAACCCGACAGCUAUAGACUCCUCUUCAGAGCUGUGGUCACUUGUGUGGUUGGUCCCUCAGGCUAUGCAGAGGGACAGAGGGAAACAUGGCGGAGGCGUAGACAGUUGUUGGCGUCUCCAGAGUGCUGGGAUGCCAGAUGGUGUCCUGAUUGAUUUUCUGGUUCUCUCCCAAAUCUUUAUCACCGCCUCUCCCUCACGAUGUCAGAGGUCUUCAUUGAAGGAAUUAUCUUUUGGACUUGGUACCACUCAAAAAAAAAAAAAAAAAAACCCUCAGAUGAGCACUUGUUACCCGUGUGCUCGAGGUUUGAUUUAUGAACGGAAGUCAUCAAGAGUACAGUUUUUGACAGCAGAAGCAGAUAAUGGAGGAGACUGAAUGAAGCAAUUUGUGACCUCUUCCUCACCAUUAACCUUCACAAGCUGUCGGCCCGUUGGUCUCAAUGGAGUUCUGUUAGGAACUGAUGUGAGGGGACAAUCUGACCAAAAAUAGAUUUUUUGCUAUUGAUUCAGAAUACUCACAAUAAGAUGAAUGGGAGAUGGUAAAAGUUUUUUUUUUGUCAGUAUCACAGCAGAGUAGAGUCAAAAUCCAUUCGUUUGCCAAAUAUAUUGAACGUACCGUAAUGUCUGAAGGUUGUAGGAACAUGAUAACACCUUCAUUGGAUGGUACUUUCCUGUCUGAACAUAUAUCUACAUGAGAUAGCUGUACUGUGUAGCAUGAAGGAACAUAUUUUGGGAAGUUCCCAGUAGUCUGUAAACAGUCUUUUAUAAGUGGCAUAUGAUUGUGCAGAUAAUGCGUUGUGAUAAGUAGAAUGAACCAAAUGGCCAUUAGGAAGAUUACGGUCGGCGGGGAGAGGGAGCCGUCUCUGGAUUUUGUGAAUGUUUUUUUGGCGAUACAGUGGCGCUGCUUGAUCUUGAUCUUGAUAGAAGAGCUCCAUAUGUUUAAGAAUGGUUUAGGUACAUGUUGCUAUUGAGGCGUGCAUGGUCCCUGGCAAGCCCUCAGACUCCAAUCGACUUUUCCUGUUAUGAUUUAAGAGUAAGAAAAGCUGCUUCACUGAGUAUCAUCCAUGAGCGAGGGAACAGGUGAAAUUGCCCUUUUAAUGCAGUGCUCAUACUUUAUGUAUUAAACACUUAAGAAGUGACAGCUUUUCUAUUUCCAUCAGUUUGUGUCUUUGUUCAGUAUAAAUAUUAUAUUCCAUUAUUAAAAAGGGUUAUUUAUUAUCCCCAAGGGCCAUUUGUUAUUCCAGACAUGUCCUACAUAGUAAAACAAAUUUACACUACCGUUAUAUUGUAUGCUAAUGUGAUACGGUACACGCAGCUGCAGUAAAGUUGAUAUUUGCCAGUCGGGGACCAUAUCUUUCUGGCAGGUCAUAUAGGGCUUUUAUAUCAACCAAAUCUGUGUCGUAAACAGUGAUAUUCCUGGAGAUCUGUUGGAGGACAUGAACCUGUAAAGUGGCUGAACGUACAGUUACCAACAGUAAUGGACCGUGCAGUAGCAUGCAACCACCUUCUGUUUGGUGGUAAGCAAUACCCAGAGGAGACAUUUUAGUUGCUUAAGUGAUAAACAUGCACACUGACACUCAUGCUGGAAUUUAACACCGUGUUUGGUGUAUUAAUGCUGUCAGAACCACCAGUGGCCUUACAUUGUUGUUAGGAAAGUGAAGAAUCUGAUUUAACAAUAUGUUUGUACUAAUUGGAUCCAAUAAAUGGAUCAAAAAAUCUGAUGUCAAAAUGUAUCAGUUUAACUGUUGUCAAUGGUCAAAGGAAGUAAACACACAUGUAAUGCUGGA